Molecule: messenger RNA, 355 nt
Organism: Mizuhopecten yessoensis (Yesso scallop)
Lineage: Eukaryota; Metazoa; Mollusca; Bivalvia; Pectinida; Pectinidae
Product: RCC1-like G exchanging factor-like protein
Exons: 2
Source: RefSeq, a predicted model, not a curated record
GUUGUUUGUGGACAAGAUCACACCUUGUUUCUGACCGCGGCUGGAGAGUUGUACAGCUGUGGGAUGGGAGCUGAUGGACAGACAGGUCUAGGUCAUUAUAACUCUGAGCACCGUCCAACCCUAGUACAAGGUGACCUUCAAGGUGUCAAGGUGAAGGACAUAGGUGGUGCUGUGGACUGUGUGCUGGCCGUAUCUGAUAAAGGAGAACUUUUUGGUUGGGGAAACUCGGAAUACAACCAGCUGUCGAUGAUAACAGAACACACACAGGUCAAUGUACCCAGACAUUUACCUGUGCACAGCUGUGGGAAAGUAAAGAAGGCGGUCGCUGGAGGAUCCAUGUGUGCAAUGUUAACAG